Molecule: messenger RNA, 3091 nt
Organism: Drosophila guanche
Lineage: Eukaryota; Metazoa; Arthropoda; Insecta; Diptera; Drosophilidae
Gene: Muc91C
Product: extensin
Exons: 3
Coding region: 251-2917 (888 amino acids)
Biological process (GO): positive regulation of transcription by RNA polymerase II
Cellular component (GO): RNA polymerase II transcription regulator complex
Molecular function (GO): transcription coactivator activity
Source: RefSeq, a predicted model, not a curated record
UGGCUUAGCGCGGUUAUGAUUUUGUAUAAAAGUGCAUGCUGCGCAUCAGACAGCAGUAUAGUUCGCAUUUGUCCAUCGGUGGAGCAUUACAUCUCCAGUUCAGUUCAGUUGAAAGCACCCCCACCCACCAACACAUAAGCAGCUGGUGCUCACAAAGAACGAUUCACUUUCCUCAACGACUCUCCCAUCUCCAUCUCUUCGUCUCGCUGCAGCUUGAUUCAUUUGCAGCUAAAGCAGCAUCCGAUCCGUCAUGCGAUUGCUUUAUGGUGUCAUCACCGUCGUCGUCGUCGUUGUCGUCGGCGGCCUGGUCCACGAUGCGGCAGCUGCGAAACGUGAGGCGCCACUGAACAACGGCUACUUGCCACCAUCCUCGUCAUCGUCCUCGCACCACAGGCCAUCCUCCAAGUACGGUGCACCACCGCCCAGCUCCUAUCUGCCACCAGCCUCUGGGCCAGCGCCCUCCUUCAAAGCUGCUCCCUCCAGCAGCUAUGGCGCUCCCCCUCAGAGCAGUUCGUCGGGCGGUCCAUAUCCCGCUGCCGCUCCUCGCCCCUCCAGCUCCUAUGGAGCUCCACCUCAGCGUCCCUCCUCCAGCUACGGCGCACCACCCAGUCGCCCCAGCCAGUCGUACGGACCGCCACCACAGGCCAAGAAGCAUCACCAUCGUCGUCCGUCUUCCAGCUACGGCGCACCGCGGCCUGCAGCACCUUCAUCUUCCUACGGAGCUCCUGCACCGCCUUCCAAGUCUUAUGGCGCACCCCAGCAGCCUUCCUCCUCGUAUGGAGCACCUGCAGCACCUUCGAAGUCUUAUGGCGCACCCCAGCAGCCCUCACAGUCCUAUGGAGCACCCGCGCAGCCCUCAUCAAAGUACGGACCUCCCAAGUCCGCGCCUUCGCCCAGCUACGGAGCACCGAGACCAGCACCUCCCUCCUCUUCGUAUGGAGCCCCAGCUGCUCCCUCUUCCUCGUAUGGAGCGCCAUCAGCACCUUCGUCGUCUUAUGGAGCACCAGCACCACCCUCCAAGUCGUACGGAGCUCCUGCACCACCUUCCUCCUCAUAUGGAGCACCUGCCGCACCUCCAUCUUCUUCCUAUGGAGCACCUGCUGCACCACCUUCCAAGUCUUACGGAGCGCCUGCCCCGCCUUCCUCAUCCUAUGGAGCACCUGCCGCACCACCCUCCUCCUCUUAUGGAGCGCCCGCAUCACCCUCCAAGUCAUAUGGCGCACCCGCACCACCAUCGCAGUCUUAUGGAGCACCUGCCGCGCAGCCUUCCUCUUCCUACGGUCCACCCAAGUCCGCACCAGCACCACCAUCCUCCAACUAUGGAGCACCCGCACCCGCACCACCAUCCUCCAGCUAUGGAGCACCGGCACAACCAUCCUCCAGCUAUGGCGCACCUGCCCAAGCACCCACCAACUCCUAUCUGCCACCCGUCUCGCGGCCCUCGAAGCCCUCCUCCGCCUACAAUGCGCCCAGCGUGAGCAGCUUCGUGCCACUGCCAUCGGCGCCCUCGACCAACUAUGGAGCUCCCUCGAAGACCCAGACGCUGGGCAGCAGCGGCUACACCUCGGGACCAGCUGCAUCUUAUGAGGCGCCAGCAGCACCUCCUUCAUCGUCGUAUGGUGCACCAUCGGUCUCCUCCUCGUUCCAGCCAAUCUCUGCGCCCUCGUCCAGCUAUGGAGCGCCCAGCGUCGGAUCCAGCUCUGGCAGCUUCGCCUCCGCUCCUUCUUCGUCUUAUGGCGCUCCGAGCAAGGGCUCCAGCGGUGGUGGUUCAUACCAAUCGGCGCCUUCCAGCUCCUACUCCGCGCCAAGUCCCAGUGCCAACAGCGGAGGAUCGUAUGCUUCGGCUCCCUCCUCCUCGUACUCUGCACCAAGUGCCAGCGCCAACAGCGGAGGCUCCUACCCAGCUGCUCCAUCCAGCUCUUACUCUGCACCCAGCCCAAGCUCCAACAGUGGUGGACCCUACCCAGCGGCUCCGUCCAGCUCUUACGGCGCUCCCAGCGCUAGCUCGAAUAGUGGAGGACCCUAUCCGGCUGCCCCAUCCUCUUCGUACUCUGCACCCAGCGCCAGCUCGAACAGCGGAGGACCUUACCCAGCUGCACCCUCGUCCUCGUACGGGGCACCAAGUGCUCCUUCGUCCUCGUACUCCGCGCCAAGUCCCAGUGCCAAUAGCGGCGGUCCUUACCCAUCGGCUCCUUCCAGCUCUUAUGGUGCACCCAGCAGCAGCUCAAACAGCGGUGGACCUUACCCAGUUGCUCCUUCAUCCUCGUACUCCGCACCUAGCCCCAGUGCCAACAGCGGCGGAUCCUACCCAUCUGCUCCUUCCUCCUCGUACGGGGCACCAAGUGCUCCUUCGUCCUCGUACUCCGCGCCAAGUCCCAGUGCCAAUAGCGGCGGUCCUUACCCAUCGGCUCCUUCCAGCUCUUAUGGUGCACCCAGCAGCAGCUCAAACAGCGGCGGACCUUACCCCUCAGCACCAUCCAGCUCUUAUGGUGCUCCCAGCUCUGGCAGCUUCAGCUCGGGAUCUAGCGCUGGCAGCUUCAGCUCGGGCACUGGCUCUAGCUCUAGCAGCUUCAGCUCUGCAUCUGGUUCAACCUUUUCAGCAGCUCCUGCCUUUGGCUCGUCCUCGUCCGGCUCGUCUUCGUCUAGCGGUGGUUAUCCCUCCGCACCCUCCUCCUCCUAUGGCGCUCCAUCCAGCUCAUAUGGAGCACCUGCUGCCGAUGGUCCCUCAUCCAGCUACAGCGCUGCACCCGCCAGCGGUUCGUCCAGCUCUGGCUCGUAUCCCAGUGCACCUUCCUCCUCGUACGGGGCACCCGCUGAGAAUUCUGGCUACAACUACUCCGGACCCAGUCAAGGUGUGCCCGAGACCAUCCAGCAGGGCUACAGCUCCGACGGUGGCUACACCUACCGCAAGAAGUGAGCCAGUCAGAACUGCCCACGCAGCUGCCAAGUGCCUUCGAAUACUCAAAUAUUCCGCCCCAUCAUGUCAUCAUCACCGCUUUCAUCUCCGCAAUGCGUCGCCAUUUUUACUCGUUAUCUUUAGCUGUAAAUUAUUCCCCAACUGACGCAAAAUCCAUUUUAAUUUUGAGCUCUA